AUGCCUUCACUCAAACUCCCUCGCGCUAUCUCUGAACCCAUUGAUGAAGCUCUCUGGAGAUACCUGAGUGACCACCAUCCAGCAGUAGAGACGAUUCAAAAGCACUUAGCUGAACACUUCUGCAUUGUCAGUCUCCGCCGAUCCGCUGUAUUCUUGAGCCCUGUUCCUUCGCUGAUGCAAGAAAAGGAUGCAAGAGACAUCAUCAAAAACUGGAAGGAUACUGUGAAGUCAGCUUUAGCACAAGCUUUGUCACACUUCAAAUUCCUGAAACUUCAGCCAGAACCAACAAAAUGGGAUGAGUCUGAGGAGAAGAUCAGAGCGACACUGCUGAAGGAGGAUGUCACUGUGGUGUCUGAUAAAGCCAGUGGGGUCAUAUCAGUGGUUGGUCUUAUGACUGACAUCAACAGACUUGAGCAAACUCUUAGAGAAGUCAUCAACAUGAUAAUCAAAAGGGUACAGAGAGAGAGAUUUAGUGUAACCCUAAAGAUCAGAGUGGCCCCAUCGAUUUACCACAUCCUGUGUCAAGAUGGUCUUGAGGACAAACUGCUUUCUGUGUACCCAGAACUGAAAAUGACAUUCAGAAAAGAGAGUGCAGAAUUAGUAGUAAUUGGCUUAAAUGAUGAGAUUUUGACAGCAAGCAAAGUUGUGUGUGAAGCAUCAGUUGCAUUAAAGCGUCAACGUUUGCAAAUAGAUCAGCCUGUUCUUGACUUCUUAAAGCAGGAAAAACCUGAGAAACUUACACCCUCCUCACAUCCAAAAAGAUAAAUGCGGCAUUUGAGAUCACUGAAAACCAGGUUCAGCUGCUAGCUGUUACUGACAGAGGUUUAACUGAGGCUGAAGGUCAUCUGAAAAAGCUGCUGGUAUCUUAAAACAUACAUGUUGAAGACAGUAAUGUCCUAAAGAAGCCAGGUUGGAAGGCACUGGUGAGUAUGAUAGAGAAUGCCAACAACAAGCCACUGAGGACGGUUCGAGUCCACAGCACUGAUAAGGAAAUCGUAGUGUCUGGGUACAAAGACAGAGUGGAAAGAGUUGGCGCUGAACUUAGAGAUUUCUUGACGCAGUAUGCUGAAGUUGAAGAAACCGUUCCCAUCAAGCACAAUGUCAUAGUUGACUAUAUUGAAAUAGCUGAUGCGUCUUGGUUGGGCAAAGUGGGUGACAAAGUGAGGGUUCAAUACAAGAAGGGGGGCAUCUGUUUGAGUGGGUGUAGAAUCCAUGUCGUUGAAUGCAAGACCUUGGUCAACAAGCAUGUGUCCUCUUUGGUCUAUGAGCUAUUCAAAGUCUCCAAACCUGGAGCGAAGUCCUUCUUCCAGGACAAAGAAGCUAUGUAUAUGUCUGUCAUCUUCUCUGACACCGGCUGCCUGGCCCAGCUGGCUGAUGGGACAAGUGAUAAAAAGGAUGACCUCAGACAAUUUUCCACCCCUGUUUAUCUCCUGCAGACGCCUGAUGGAGUUGAAAUAGCUGUUUGCAAGGGAGACAUGUGCAGCUACCCAGUGGAUGCAGUAGUUAGUUCUUCUAAUCAGAGUUUGAAGCUUGAUGGAGGUCUUUCUGCAGCUCUUCUGAAGGCUGCUGGUCCUCAGUUGCAGGUGGAAUGUGACAAACUGAUUCAAUCAAAUGGGCAGCUCAAACCAGGAGACAGUGUCAUCACAAACGCAGAGGGGCAGCUGUCCUGUAAAAAAAUCAUCCAUGCAGUGGGACCCACGUUUGACUCAGAGAAUCCAUCGAAGGCUCGGGCACAGUUGAGAAAAGCCAUCAAAGGGAGUUUAGAGCUCGCAGAACAGCACAGGUGCGUCUCUGUGGCUAUCCCUACCAUAAGUAGAAACCAAGGCUUUCCUCCCAACUUGUGUGCAAAAAUAAUCGUCACAGCAGUGAAAGAGUACUGUGAUGAAAAAUACGAUGGUAUUACCCUGAAGAGGAUCCACUUUGUCAACAAUGAUGAUCAUCCUGUUCAGCUGAUGGAGUCAGCUGCCAAACAGGUGUUUGGAAGCAAUGGUGUCAGUCAGUCUCAGCAAACAACCUCUACCACGCCACCCGUACCUGUGAAACCUGUUCAUUUUGAUCCGAAUUGCCUUUUCCAAGUGCAGACGAAAGAAGGUGUGGACAUAUCUGUUUUGAAAGGCAACAUUGAGAACUCCACGGUAACUAUUAUUCACUAAUUGCAGAGAAUAUAUGAUUAGAUAGCCUUACAGAUUAAUCCAAUUCAUAAUGGUCCCAUGAGGCUUAAUUGUUUUCAUUCCAGCUGGGCAUUGAUACAACUUUUCUGUGUUCUCAUUUUCAGACGGACGUAAUCGUCAACACUGUGUCCAAAGAUCUUGAUCUAACCAAGGGGGCAGUUUCAAAUGCAAUCUUACGUGCGGCUGGACAAAACCUUCAGCAGUUGGUUAGGGCAAAAAAUCUGAGUGCAAAUAUCGGUGAUGUCAUCGCUUCAGCAGGCUGCAACCUAAAGAGCAAAGAAGUUUUUCAUGCAGUUGCACCUCACUGGAACAAUGGCAAAGGCUCACCUGACAAGGUAAAGCCUUACAUGAUCUGAAAAUGUGUAAUCUAUGAACUGGGAUCAAUGCAGAGGCUUGUGCUCAGAUGUAGAAGCAGUGCAAACAUUGAGUAUUUUACCUUCAAAGAUGCAAAACAUUUGUUUCUUGCCUUCCAGAUCUUGAAAGGGAUUUUCAGUGAAUGCCUGGGAAAAGCAGAAGACAACAGUCACACCUCCAUAUCCCUGCCUGCUAUUGGCACUGGAAACCUGGGCUUUCCAAAAGACCAUGUAGCCUCGUCACUGUUGAAAGAAAUCUCAGAGUUCAGUAGUAAGAAAAAACCUAAGCAUCUGAAGAAAGUCGUGAUCGUUCUUUACCCAGGAGACAGUCAGACUAUCCAGGUAAGACAAGAAAUUAAACAGCAAUAGUCACUUUGCAUUACAAUCAAGAUUCUAUGGUGUCACUUGUGAUUACUGGUGGGAAAGUUAGCUUUGGUUGAACACUGACGGUCAUGGAAUGUUUGGAUCAUCAAAAGCUAUAUUUAUGUAAAUCUGUCUGUAGGUUUUUACUGAUGAAUUCAAGAAGCAGUUCUCCAACGCAACGGGUGGUGAUGGGUCAUCAAGUGCCCCACAAAGAGCAGGUGCGCACAGUGGUCAAAUUUGAUUUUCAUGUGCAACGUGAUACUUUUCACGAAGCCAAUAUAUAUAUAUAUAUACACUCACCGGCCACUUUAUUAGGUACACCUGUCCAACUGCUCGUUAACACUUAAUUUCUAAUCAGCCAAUCACAUGGCGGCAACUUAGUGCAUUUAGGCAUGUAGACAUGGUCAAGACAAUCUCCUGCAGUUCAAACCGAGCAUCAGUAUGGGGAAGAAAGGUGAUUUGAGUGACUUUGAACGUGGCAUGGUUGUUGGUGCCAGAAGGGCUGGUCUGAGUAUUUCAGAAACUGCUGAUCUACUGGGAUUUUCACGCACAACCAUCUCUAGGGUUUACAGAGAAUGGUCCGAAAAAGAAAAAAUAUCCAGUGAGCGGCAGUUCUGUGGGCGGAAAUGCCUUGUUGAUGCCAGAGGUCAGAGGAGAAUGGCCAGACUGGUUCGAGCUGAUAGAAAGGCAACAGUGACUCAAAUAACCACCCGUUACAACCAAGGUAGGCAAAAGAGCAUCUCUGAACGCACAGUACGUCGAACUUCGAGGCAGAUGAGCUACAGCAGCAGAAGACCACGCCGGGUGCCACUCCUUUCAGCUAAGAACAGGAAACUGAGGCUACAAUUUGCACAAGCUCAUCGAAAUUGGACAAUAGAAGAUUGGAAAAACGUUGCCUGGUCUGAUGAGUCGUGAUUUCUGCUGCGACAUUCGGAUGGUAGGGUCAGAAUUUGGCGUCAACAACAUGAAAGCAUGGAUCCAUCCUGCCUUGUAUCAACGGUUCAGGCUGGUGGUGGUGGUGUCAUGGUGUGGGGAAUAUUUUCUUGGCACUCUUUGGGCCCCUUGGUACCAAUUGAGCAUCGUUGCAACGCCACAGCCUACCUGAGUAUUGUUGCUGACCAUGUCCAUCCCUUUAUGACCACAAUGUACCCAACUUCUGAUGGCUACUUUCAGCAGGAUAAUGCGCCAUGUCAUAAAGCUGGAAUCAUCUCAGACUGGUUUCUUGAACAUGACAAUGAGUUCACUGUACUCAAAUGGCCUCCACAGUCACCAGAUCUCAAUCCAAUAGAGCAUCUUUGGGAUGUGGUGGAACGGGAGAUUCGCAUCAUGGAUGUGCAGCCGACAAAUCUGCGGCAACUGUGUGAUGCCAUCAUGUCAAUAUGGACCAAGCUCUCUGAGAAAUGCUUCCAGCACCUUGUUGAAUCUAUGCCACGAAGAAUUGAGGCAGUUCUGAAGGCAAAAGGGGGUCCAACCCGUUACUAGCAUGGUGUACCUAACAAAGUGGCCGGUGAGUGUAUAUAUAUAUAUAUAUAUAUAUAUAUAUGUAUAUAUAUAUAUAUAUAUGUAUGUGUGUGUGUGUCAAAUGAAGUACCAAGUAAAGGUUUCUGUGCUAACAAAAAAUUCAUGUACAAAGACAGUUAAGACUGUAUUUAAAUUGGUGAUAAAAACAAAUAUGUCACCCCUAAAAUAAUGCAAAUACCAGUUGAAGGAUUGGUGUGCUAGAUCAUUUUAUACAGAGUCCCAGCUUUUUGGAUUUGAGGUUGUAUCUUGUCAUGGUGUGGGGAAAAAGUAGGAAAUACAUUAUUGUGCUUUUAAAGUUUCAAAAACAAUGCUUUAAUGUCUUUAUGUCAUCUGUCUCCAGGCCCUUUCUCUAAAAUUGUCUCAGGUUCAGGAAUACAUGAGACCAAAAUGAGAAAUGUGGCUGUCCAAGUUGUUACAGGAGACAUAACCAAGGAGUCCAGUGAAGUCAUCGUCAACUCCAGUGAUGUUGAUUUCUCUCUGAAGACAGGUAAAUAUCCAGUGGGUUUCUGAUAUCUUCAGGUCAGGAUAGUACCUGAUUUGGAAUCCCACUUGAACUCCACUUAUUUAUAAUAAUUACUUCACUUCUGUAUCUUUUUUCCUCAUUCACAGGGGUGUCAAAGGCUAUCCUGGAAGCAGCGGGUCCGACUGUUCAGGCAGAAUGCAAGACUCUAAGUAAGGAGGCACCUACACCUAAGAGUUGAUUCUAAACCAAAUAUAAGAAUUAAAGCCAAAAUAAAGAUUUGUAGAACUUCAACACACAUAUGCACACCCAAGGUUAAGGUUCAGAUGUGUUCAGAUCCACUGCCUUUACCUUUAGGUAACCAGCCCAACCAAGGCAUGAUAUUGACCCAGCCAGGCAACCUAAAGUGCAAAAAGAUCCUUCACGUCAUUGGACAGGCUGACCCAGUUCAAAUCAACAUGGUUGUGAAAAAAGCGCUCCAGCUAUGCCAGCAAAACCAGUUUACUUCCAUCUCAUUUCCUGCAAUUGGCACAGGUGAGUUUUAAUAGUAGAAAGAGAACUGUGCACAUUUAUAGAACAAAACUUUGACUUUUGUCCUGGAAGCCACUGUAGUUGUGCUCACAAAUAAAAAUCUGAAAUCUGCAAAAAUGCAGUUGACCUGAUACGACUUGAUGGUACAAUCCCUUGGUUUAAUCAAGACUUGGUGAUGAGUUGGGUCAGGGGCAAAAGCUUCACUAGAGUCAUCAUGUUUUAGCCUGGUUGGGGUCCUUCCUCUUUAUCCACAGCCAGCUGCUGCUUUGCUCAGCAGUCUCUGAUAGCAAUUUGAUGGCUUUUUGGAGUCUUCGCACUCCCAUUCCUUUAAGAAGUUUGGUUGUGGAUGUGGCAACAAAACCCUUAUAACCAACCUUAACAGGGAGCAUCUGGGCAUGCCAGCCAUGUUGUUCUUCCUCAGCUGUUUUUUUCAGAGUAUUUCAGGUGUUUCUACUCAUGUGCUUCACCAACUGCAGCUUCCCAAGGUACAGUUGGUUCCACCAUUUAGAGUUACUUCUGAGAGUUUGACCACAAGACCAGGUACAGCCUGAGAUUAGUUAUGAUGAUCUCAGGCAGAGAUGAGUUUCUGAUCUAGAUCAACCUGCAUUUACCAGUCCAGUGCAGUGCCUAGGAGGGUCACUUCCACUCUUGCAGCUGGCUUUGCUGGCCAUUGUCGAUGGAGUCGGUUGACUCCUUCAAACGGGAACUAAAAACUUUUCAGGCUUUUCCCUAACUGUCUUGGGGCUGCUAUGAUUGCUAUAGUGUUGUUUUGGCCUUUUAAAUUUUAGCUUUGUAUGUACUUAUUAACUGUGUAUUGUUUUUGCUUUUUGCUUUUACUGUAAAGCGCUUUAUGACCUUGGUCUGUGAAAGGCACUGUAUAAAUAAAGCUUACUUACUUACUUACUUUAACAAAAAGGGUGGUGUUGGAUUGUUUGGAUGUUGGAGGAGGAAGGGUACUGUUCGUACUUCUCCUUUUCAGGGUGAUCACUGAUUGCUGCAAGACCUGGUUGUGUCUCCAGGUGUAGUGGCCUUGGGAAAAAUGGUUACAUUCACAAUAGGGAGAUGCUGUUUGAAAGACAGCAUUUCAACCUAAUAGAAAAAGAAAGACCGGAAAUAUCAUUCAUUUUUGGCAAAUUAGCUGGUAUUUAAAAGGGUUAAGCUUAAGGUUUGUGUAAUUUAUGCUCUACCUGUUUCAGGUCAAGGCAAUGUCCACCCAAGACAGGUUGCGGAUGCCAUGUUGGAUGCAGUGAUUGAUGUCUUGAGCCAAAACAUGUCCACCACCCUGAAGACAAUUCGGAUUGUCAUCUUUCAGCCACCUAUGUUAAAAGACUUUUUCAGCAGUAUGCAAGAAAGAGAAGGAACACAAGCUUCAACUGAAGCUCCUCAUGACAAAGGAUGGUCAUUUAAAAAUAUCAAGAGCAAAAUUGCAUGUGAGUAUGGAGAAGAAUGUGUAACUCCCUCAGCUUCCUCAUUCAAAGAGCCCAUUCCCAAUAAACAUGUUUUUUUUUCUUGUAGCAUUUUUUGGCAUCAGCACUGAUGAUCCACAGAAAGCAGAGGAUAUUGUAAUUUACCCUCUGCUAGCGGACCCUGCAUGCUUCCACAUCUGCAGCGACUCACAGGCCAAAGUAGACUCAGCCAAGAAGUGGAUCAACGACCUGAUUACCAAAGAGUACAUCACCGACUACAUUGCAGACACCGGCAUCCUAAAUCUGUCUGAUGCAGAUCGCCAACAGAUUGCUGACAUCCAGAAGACCGAGAAGGUGGUUAUAAGGAUCCAAAGCAAGAACAACCAAGCAUUGAUCACCAUAGAGGGGCUCAGCAGCAAUGUUUACAAAGCCACUAAAAUGAUCAGUGAGAUGUUGAAGAAAACCAGAGAGGAGGAGGACCUAAAGAACAAGGUGGCACUGGCUGGAGAAGUGGCGGACUGGCAGUACCAGCAGGCAGGGCUUCAGUUCCAGAGUUUUGACCUUUUGAGCAAAUUCAAACUGGAGCAAGCAUUGAAAAAGAAUCAACUGAGUGUACAAGUGACGGUUCAGGGUCAGGAUUACACCGUCACAAUGCCAAGUGGACCUGCAACUGACAGCAAGGGACAAACCCUCCAGAUAAAACGGACCGAUAAACUUAAAGGUACAUUAUCUCGCAUGUGUGCUUUUAUAACUGUUAGCUUUGGUAAUGCUGCCACAGAGUACUGCUUGAGAUGGACAAUGGAAUGAAACUGUACAAUAAGAUUUUUUUAUUUUGAGGAAAAUUUAAAGUGAGUCAAAAUCUAGUUUUGUGUCAGACAGUUAAGCCAGAGAAAUGUAAGCAUAAUCUCAGAAUUGCUGGAUUAAUUUUCAGAACUUCUCGUGUUGGUACACAUUAUAAGAUAGUUGUAGACAAAUAAUUUGUUAAAUUGUUAAUUAUUGUAAUAAAUACUUGAUACUUGGGAAAACCUAAUGGAAUUUUAUGUCUUAUUGCCAGUUGAAGACAUUCCUGAUUUCUGGGACCCCAUGCCAGCUGACAAAUCCUGUCUUGCUGUCACCCUCCAGCCAGGGACUCAAGAGCACAAUGAAAUCCUGACUUUGUUUCAAGCCUCAUGCAAACUCACUGUCAUAAAGGUAAUGGACAGUAUCUUCUUCAUUGUUUAUUUUUUUUUUCUUUCUGAGGCAGGCUCUUGAACCUGCUCUUAAACUGCUGAACUCUCAAACUGAUGAGUGUCGUGUCCUCUGACUGUGGAAGCUUGAGUCAUUUGUAAUCAGGAAACAACACUCAGAAACCAGUGUGAGGGCUUUAGACUACAGCGAAAUCAGGACUACAGACAGAAGAAAGACGUGAAUGUGGUCCAUUUAAACCAAAGGACAAUAUACAAAGCCAUGUUUCUGAUGCUCUCGGUGGAGACAAUGAUAUAUUCACUAUUUGUUCUUUGUUUUUAAGAUUUUUAAGAUCUUUUCUCAUUUGAUGGUACUUUAAUUUUGUGUCAAGCGGCACAACUUUGUAGUGAUUUGAAAUGAGCCUCAUACGGUCGCACCAAAAUAUAUGUAGCGAUUUGAAAUGAGCCUCACAAGGCCGCACCAAAAUAAUACUUGGCGAUUGGAAUUUAUAAUAAAUGUCUGAAGAUUAAUAAUCUCAAAUUAUGACAUUUAUGCACUCGUUGAAAGGGGCACCACCCACCCUUAAUGGUGGGAAAAUAAAGAAAACAAAAGUUUAAUUCAGAAAUCAAACAUCAAGUCAGUUUUAAUUAAUCAGUCUUAAUUAAUCAGUCUUAAUUAAUCAGUCUUAAUUAAUCAGUCUCAAUUAAUCAGUCUCAUAUCUUAAGUCGAAAUUCUAAUUUCAGGGACUCCACUUCUGGAAGAACACUAACAGACAGGAACUUAGAAAAAUAAUGAUCUGUUUAUUACAGGAUAAAUGAUGGUACAACAUACAUGCAAUAAAUGAUGGUAAGAUAAUGAGGAUAGAUAAUAAUAGGUGAAUAAAUAAAGAUUCUGAGUCAGGCUAGGAGCACUAAAGUUAAUGAUAGUGAGUGAAUAUGCGCUAACAUAUUAACCUACACUAACUUGGUGUCGAGAUAAACUCGGAUGUGGAUUUGGAGGAAUCUAAGAUUACCAGAAUAAGAGGAUAUCUGAGUUAUGAACGCACGAGACAGCACCAGCCCUCUUUAGAGCUCUGGAGGUUUGCAUACUUAAGUGAGACUGGUCCUUGGGGAAGAUGGAGCAGGUUCCGAAGGUCCGGGGCUACUGGCGGUUCGAGCGGUUCAGCUCAGAAGACGACUGAAGUCAGCCGAAGGAUGAGCCAGGAGUUGCAGCACUCGGGCCCGAAGCAAAGCCAGCGCCUGUGGAUCCUGUGGAUGCUCGUUUGGGUACUUCUUUGGUCUCACUUAAAAACUCUGGCACAGAGGAUGACCUGGGCCUGCUGGGUUGCGUUCAGAGGUGACUUUGAAUCACGCAGAAAACUCAGAAAAACGAGGCUCAAAGAGCAGAGAAAACUUUCAAAAAUGGCUUCGCGAAAUUAAAGAAAAAUCAAUCAAAGGCUUAAUCUUGAAUUGCUAUGUGCACAAAAAGUUGAAGUUUCAAAACUUGAACUAAGACGAUGUUAAAGAAAAAUCAACGUGAAUCAACACGUGGCGUAAAACUUAGUAGACCAAGAAAAAGUUCUAAGAGAAAACAAAGAAACGCACCACAGAAGGGUGUGGGCAGAAGAGAAGGGGCAUAAGAGCCGGGGACAAGAGAGUCAGCAGAAGAGCAGAAGCAUAAGAGGAAUAAGAGAGUGAGCAACCCCACUUCACUGGUUUUAUCUUCUCACACUGGGUGUGUCUCCGGCGUGUGGGUGUGAGGAGAAAGAGGAGGAGGGGUUGUGUGGUCUCCAAGCAGAGAUGAACUCGGAUCUCUGAUUAUUUGAUCUAACUUAUACUUUUGGCUGGUAAAAGAGUCAGAUCUGAUACUCACUCACUAUGAUUAAUAUCAUUGAAUGCUAGGUUUCAUGAUAAAUAAUUUGACACUAAACACAUAUGAAUGAAGUGUAGGAUCACAUCAAACAUUCUCAUUAUGUUUUAAGUAUCACAUUGAACAUGCUAAAUUACUCUGAAAUGAAACAGAUAGUAACACAUGUAAACUGUGUACAACAAAAGAGUAAACACAUGUGAAUGAACGUCAUCAUGAUUAAUAAUGGAUUCUAAAUACUCACAUUCAGAUUAUUCAGUGACAUUAUAACCACCUAAUGGUUAAGAUACUAAAUAAAUAACUAAAAUAUAAACCAAACAUUUCUAAACUAUUUCUGUUACUUAGAGUAAACUUAGGAUUCAUAGUCAAUAAAUUUAACUCUUAAAAGUUCAUGAAACAGUCUGAAAAGCUGUUGGUCUAAAGAAACUAAAGAAUAAGGAUUUAUUCUGUCAGAUAAGAUAACUUGGCUUCUGAAGCACAUAGAAAAACGGGAAACAUCUCAUUUUAACACAAAUUUCAUGAUUAGACAGAUUAGUACAUUGCUGAAUGCAUAAGAUGUCAUGAUCAGUCAUUUGUAUUCUUUCACCAAAGGAAUGCAGUCUUUAUCAGUGUAUGGUCGAGCAGGGUUUUACGACCGAGGUCUGGAGGUCAGUGUCCCCCCUUUUCCUAGGGUCCGUAUGUUCACACACUUUAAGACACUAAAUCUCAAAUGGGAGAUCUGGGUUGAGACGUUAAUGUUUAUUUAGAUGGUCAGCAAAUGGAGUCAGUUUGAAAGGUAAUAAAACUCUGUCUCUGUUCUCCGAAUUGACCAAUCGUGAAGAGUCGGAGGUUUAGUCAACCUCCGGUUGGGUCACUUAUUUAACCUGAAAGUGUAAACGGGUCUGGAAAGAUUUAUAUCCUGUUUCCUGGGACCAGAUAAGGAACUUUCCUGUGAGGAAUGUGUGGGUUUCACACCCAGGGUUGUCUUGAUUGCUACAACUUUUUUUUUUUUUUUUUUACAAAAGUGGUAAAUGGGAUCUUUAUGCUGCUAUACAACUAUUGUUAUUUACCAACCAACCAUCUGGGUUUAAAGUGCUCUUUUUCUCUUUCUAGGUACAGAGGAUCCAGAAUCCCAUGUUGUGGAAGUUCCUGCAAAUAAAGAAGCGUGACAUGGAGCAGAGGAACAAACACCAGAAUAAUGAGAAACGUCUCUUUCAUGGUACCAGCGGAGAUACUGUGGACCACAUCAAUGAGCACGGCUUUAACAGGAGUUAUGCUGGAAAGAACGGUGAGAAGAUGUCAACUAUCAACUUUUAUCAAGAAAUGACGAAUCCAGUUCAAUUCUAAUGACACUUAGAAACACAUCAAGGCUCAUUUCUGAAAACUUCAUCCUGAAAAAAUGAAGGGUUCAAAGUUCUCUCAAGGGUAUCUGAAAAUCUUUCUGCCUCUCUUCAUUUUCUCCAGCUGCCCAUUAUGGAAACGGCACAUACUUUGCUGUCAAGGCCAGUUACUCUGCCAUCAACACCUACUCCAAGCCAAACCAGAAAAUGGAGAAGUUCAUGUACCUCUGCCGAGUGCUGACUGGGGAAUACACCCUUGGACAGCAAAACAUGGUUGCACCACCACUUAAGAGUGGUUCUUCGGUUGAGAAGUAUGACAGUGUGGUGGACAAUGUGACCAAACCCAACAUAUUUGUUGUCUUCCAUGAUGCCCAAGCCUAUCCUGAAUAUUUGAUCAUGUUUAAGUAA
This is a messenger RNA of Xyrichtys novacula (pearly razorfish), 11541 nucleotides long. The record is from the annotation of a GenBank genome assembly. Lineage: Eukaryota; Metazoa; Chordata; Actinopteri; Labriformes; Labridae.